AUGGGCAACAACAUAUCUAACGUUGAUAGUAAACCUGUCGUUAUAAUACUAGGUGGAUUAGUAACAAGUUCAUCCAUUUUAGCAGUCUGGUUUUUCUAUGACCGAAUUAAUCGAGCAACGAGAUUCGAUAACUUAAAGGAAACAAAUUGUAACAUAGAGCAACUCAAUUCUGCAAUAGAUAUUCUCAGAAAGGAGAUAGAAGAGCUCAAGGCAGCAUCUUCAAAAGUUGAUCUCAACAUUGAAAAAGAUGAAGAUUGCAAGUCGAAAAAGUCAUUCAAAGUUGUCCGUUUUAAAAACACUUUAUCAUAUAUGUCUUCUACUAGUGAUGUUGAAUAUCAGUCUGCAUGGUCUGAUAAUGAAGGCUCAACAGAAGAAUUUUUUGAUUUCCCUGAAAAUGAUCUUGGUGACCAGAUAAAUAUUACCAAUAUUUCAAGUGAAGCUAUAGAUCUGUUUGAUAAAGUUGACAGUUUAUUAGAAGGAUCUUCUGCUGAUCAUGAAGUUGCAUUUAGAUUACUAACUGAUCAUGAAAGUGAGUUUGAUUGCAAUGUGGAAUUUUUAUGGCGGAUUGCAAAAUCCUGCAGAAUGGCUGCUCAAGCUUCUCCUGAUCCAAAUAGACAAAAGGAACUGAGCUUCAAGGCUGUUGAUUGGGCAAAAAAAGCUUUGAGUGCAGACGAAGCAAACGCGGAAGCCAAUAAAUGGUUUGCUAUCUCAUUGGGUGCCACAAGUUGUUACGUUAGCGUUUCAGAAAAAAUUCGCAAUGGUGUCCUUUUCAAGGAAUACAUAGAUAAAGCUAUUCAAAUUAAUCCUUCAGACUACCUUCUUCAUCACCUUCUCGGACGAUUCAGUUUUGAGGUAUCUUCUUUGUCAUGGAUUGAGCGAAAGGUUGCAGCUGCACUUUUUAAAGAUAUUCCUAGUGGGUCCAUUGAAGAAGCGCUGUCGCAUUUUUUGCAUUCAGAUAAACUUCGAGCCAAGCCAUCAAAAACAAACUCCCUCUACAUUGCCAAAUGCUUCAUUCAGUUAGGGAAGUAUGACCAAGCCAUGCACUGGAUCAAUCUUGCAUUACCAAUUUCGGUUAUGACUACAGAGGAUCAGUCAUCACACGAUGAGUUACUUAUUUUGCAUUCUAAAUAUAACAGUUACUUGUAA
Molecule: messenger RNA, 1146 nt
Organism: Daphnia pulicaria
Lineage: Eukaryota; Metazoa; Arthropoda; Branchiopoda; Diplostraca; Daphniidae
Product: regulator of microtubule dynamics protein 2-like
Exons: 9
Coding region: 1-1146 (381 amino acids)
Cellular component (GO): mitotic spindle pole; spindle microtubule; cytoplasm
Molecular function (GO): microtubule binding
Source: RefSeq, a predicted model, not a curated record